GGAUGCAACAAUUUUAAACCCCCCCUUUCUUCAUAAUCUCACAUUCUCACCUUAUUUCCUGCACUACCAAAACAACACACCUCUUUCUUCUCUCGUUGCUCAGCGUCCAAUAAUAUCUCUUUCCUUUUUCCUCCCGCCCAUUUCUGUCAUCCCUUCUUCUCAAGAGAUGAGCAGGGAUGUACGUAUACUUGAUGCUUUUGCAUUGACUGAUGAACCUCGUUUCUAUUUUCCAGACCUCACCUCGUGAUAAGUCUAAUUAUGCUUUGCAGGUUGAUGAAUGUGUAAAAAAACUGUAAAGCAUAUGAUGUUGGUUUGAGCAAUAUGAGCUCAUCUAUUCGACGAAAGUUACGCUCUGAAAUUAUUUGUGAACGUGCACUUGAUGAUGGAAGUGAGGGAAGUUCUGCUCGUACAAGACCUUUUAGCUAUGAUGAAAUAAUACUUAAAAGAAAAAGUAAAAAGCAACUUAAAGGUAAUGGCGAGGAAACACAUGAAGCAGAAGCUGCUAGUCAUCAAGCAAAUACGAGGAACCUCGAACAUCAGCGAAGGGAUACUAAUGGUGCUUCCGUUAAGAAUUCACGAGAUCACGUACAAGAAACCAUCCCCAGAAGGAAGGCAGAAAAGAGUUCCAGGGCGGAACAUACUGAUAGUAGAAGUGAUAUUAAUAGUGCUUCUAUAAAGAGUUCACUAGAUCAUGUACAAGAAGCCAGCCCUAGAAGCAAGGUGGAAAAGAGUUCCAGAAUGGAUUAUACUCAUAAUAAAAGUGAGAACAAGGAGAAACGUGAUGUUGAGAGUAGAUCAAAGCACAAGAAUGACAAUGAUGUGAGGAAUGCUUCUGAAACAAAAAAUGACAGGCAGGAUCGCACGAAAAGGAAAGCAGAGGAACAUUAUAGGGGUGAUGCUCGGUAUCAUCAUGAAAAUAAACAUCACAGGGAUUCUGUUGCUCAGGAUAGAUACAUUGAAAGAAACAGAGGAGCGGCUGAUAGAGAAAAGAAAAUGCAAGAUCGAAGUGGAGAUGAUGAGAAAUAUAAAAUGAGGGAUUCUGUCAAAGCGACUGACAGAGAAAAGAAAAUGCAAGAUCGAAGCGGAGAUGAUGAGAAAUAUAAAAUGAGGGAUUCUGUCAAAGCGACUGACAGAGAAAAGAAAAUGCAAGAUCGAGGCGGAGAUGUUGAGAAAUAUAAAAUGAGGGAUUCUGUCAAAGCGACUGACAGAGAAAAGAAAAUGCAAGAUCGAAGCGGAGAUGAUGAGAAAUAUAAAACGAGGGAUUCUGUCAAAGCGACUGACAGAGAAAAGAAAAUGCAAGAUCGAAGCGGAGAUGAUGAGAAAUAUAAAUUGAGGGAAUCUGUCAAAGCGACUGACAGAGAAAAGAAAAUGCAAGAUCGAAGCGGAGAUGAUGAGAAAAAUAAAAUGAGGGAUUCUGUCAAAGCGAUUGACAGAGAAAAGAAAAGGCAAGAUCGAAGCGGAGAUGAUGAGAAAUAUAAAAUGAGGGAUUCUGUCAAAAAACAUGAUAAUGGAAGUAGGCGGCAUUCUGAAAUUUCAGAGAGAAAGGAAAAGACGGAGCUCUCACACUCACGUCAUGAUGAAACUAGAUCAAAAAGGAGGCGGUCAAGAAGUCAAGAGCGUACAAAAGAGAAGACUAGGAGGUCCAGCACAUCCUCACCUAAGGCACAAAAGGAUUUAGAACAUGGGCAUGACCUUGACGAGCUUUCUUCACAUUUGGAAAGAGACAAGCUUAGGCGCCAUUCUGAUGUUGACCGUAGCAAGGUGUCAAAUGAUAUUUCUAGUAGCCAUCAUCGGCGACAUGGUGGCUCUUCAAGUGGGCUUGGGGGUUACUCACCUAGGAAGAGAAAAAGUGAAGCUGCUGUUAAGACUCCUUCUCCUAUACAUUCACCUGAAAGAAAAAGUGCUGGGUGGGAUCUUCCACCUUCUGGAGCAGAUAGAAAUCUUAGUACUACUGUUCCUUCUGGGUCACAGCUAGUUUCUCAUACCAAGCCUUCAAAUAUGGUUGAGUUAGCAGCUGGUUUUUCAGCUGCUUCAAGUAUGGGGAAGCCCAUACCUGCAAGCUUAUCCCACAGUCUUUCUGCAUUUAAGCAGGCCUCAAUUGACUCUGUUCAGCUAACACAAGCCACCAGACCUAUGAGGAGGCUCUACAUUGAUAAUAUACCUAGCUCAGCCACUGAGAAAGAUAUUAUGGAAUAUUUCAAUACUUUUCUGCUUUCUUCUGGCUCUAGUCAUAUCCGAGGGGCACGUCCAUGUAUUAGCUGCAUGAUUCACAAGGAGAAGGGGCAAGCGUUGGUGGAGUUCCUUACUCCCGAAGAUGCCUCUGCAGCACUGUCUUUUGAUGGCAGAUCUCUCUCUGGGAUUAUUCUCAAAAUCAGACGUCCUAAAGAUUUUGUUGAAGUACCAAGUGGGUCGUCAGAGAAGCCAAAGGCUGGAGGAGAUUCAAUCAGUGAAGUGGUUAUAAGUGAUUUUGUGGAAGAUUCUCCACACAAGAUCUUUAUUGGAGGAAUCGCAGAAGGGCUUUCUUCGAAAAUGAUUAUGGAGAUUGCUAGUGCCUUUGGAUCAUUGAAGGCAUACCGUUUUGAAGUCAAUGAAGAACUCAACGGAUCAUGUGCUUUCCUAGAGUAUGAAGACCAGUCUGUCACAUUGAAGGCCUGUGCUGGCCUGAAUGGCAUGAAGUUAGGCGGGAGAAUUCUGACAGUAGCCCAAGCUGUUUCAAGCACAGAGUCAAUGGAAAGUUCUGGAAGCCACCCAUUUUAUGGAAUACCUGAGCAUGUAAAACCCCUCCUCGAUAUGCCAACACAGGUCCUCAAGCUUCGCAAUGUGUUUGAUCAGAAGGCCAUGGAUUCGCUCUCAGAGACUGACUUGGAAGAGAUUGUAGAAGAUGUACGAUUAGAAUGUUCCAGGUUCGGCUCUGUUGUGUCUGCUCAUGUUGUUAAAGGUGGAGACACACGUACUGCCAUUUUUGAAGCGAAAGAAGUCGCAUGUGAUGUGAAACCUAUAGAGCCUCCAGAAGAAAGAAAUCACCAUCUGGAUGUGAAUUCGAUGGAAGUUGCUGUUCACCAUGAUGGCGGUGAUGACACUAUUGUUGAAACCCCAACCAUUAGCAAAGAAGUUGAUGUGGUGGAUGGGGUUGAAGCUGAACUUGCUUCUGCAACUAGUGACCCAGGUGUUGCAGUCGGAGCUUCCGGAACAAGCACUCGGGAAGUAUCAGAAGAAGCUGACAAAUUUUUGCCUUCUGCGCUUGAUGUUUCAAUUAUUGACGAUGUGGGAAGAGUGAAUAAUUCUGAAGGGAACAAUCAGGCGGCAUCCAUCCAGGAGAGUGGUGUGUCAGCUCAGCUGAACCCUAAUGAAAGGCCAGGUAUUGAGAAGUCAGGUGAUGAUGAAACUCUACUUGCUGAAGACGUAUCAGAGUUGGACAAAAACAGUGACACACCACAGGAAGUUGUACUCUUGCCGACAAAUACAGAAGCAGCUGAUAAAGGUGUAAAUGAUGAAAAUUCUUGUGAUAUUGGUGUCUUGGAGUAUGAGGUUGGCAGUGUCUUGGUGGAGUUUAGGAGGACAGAAGCUUCAUGUAUGGCAGCACAUUGUUUGCAUGGACGUGCUUAUGAUGACCGUAUCGUGACAGUAGAAUAUGUUCCCCUGAACGCCUAUCAAGAAAGGUUUUCAAAAUGAAUUUUAACUUUGAAGCCUGGGAUUUUCAACACAAUUUCUGCUUCCUGCAUGCAAGUGAUCUGAAUUUUGGUGAUUUCAUUUAUGGUUACCAGGAAAAAUUAUAUUGAGCUUCGAGGCUUUAUACCCUUUAUAUUUGAGCAUCUAUGCUGCAUCAAUGUGCUGAAUAUAGAUUUUGUCAAUGUUAUCAAAAUCCUGCUAUUGACCUGUGUAAUUUAGAACUCAAGUUACUGGCUGAAAAGCUAUCAAAUACUGCUGCUUAAAGAGUUUACUGGUGAAGACCAUGAUUUCGGCGCCCUCAAGUCUUUCGUAGUUCUUUCCCUAUGAGGCUAAGACAAGAUGCAAUGUGAAUUUUUCAGGGUAUCCUCGGAUAAUAGCCAACAUGUCACUCUGAUUUAGAAAAUCUUGCAAGUAAUCUUAUUGAUAUUGCACGAUAAUUUUCAAUUUAGUCUAGUUUAUGUUUGA
This is a messenger RNA of Beta vulgaris subsp. vulgaris (sugar beet), 4134 nucleotides long. RefSeq lists its product as uncharacterized. Gene Ontology annotation, cellular component: commitment complex; U2AF complex; U2-type prespliceosome. The transcript has 10 exons. The coding region runs from base 322 to 3672 and encodes 1116 amino acids. Gene Ontology annotation, molecular function: pre-mRNA 3'-splice site binding; poly-pyrimidine tract binding. NCBI's taxonomy places the organism in Eukaryota, Viridiplantae, Streptophyta, Magnoliopsida, Caryophyllales, Amaranthaceae. The record is from RefSeq and is a predicted model, not a curated record.